UUGGUGCCCGCCGCUAGCCACUUCUCGCCCCCGCGCCCGACCGCGUUGCUGCCUUGCCAUGGGUCGACAGAAGGAGUUGGUGAACCGUUGCGGGGAGAUGCUCCAUAUCCGCUACCGGCUGCUUCGCCAGGCGCUGGCGGAGUGCCUGGGGACCCUCAUCCUUGUGAUGUUUGGCUGUGGCUCCGUGGCUCAGGUGGUGCUCAGUCGGGGCACCCAUGGUGGCUUCCUCACCAUCAACUUGGCUUUUGGCUUCGCUGUCACCCUUGCCAUCUUGGUGGCCGGCCAAGUGUCUGGAGCCCACUUGAACCCCGCUGUGACCUUUGCCAUGUGCUUCCUAGCACGUGAGCCCUGGAUCAAGCUGCCCAUCUAUACACUGGCACAGACACUGGGGGCCUUCUUGGGCGCUGGGAUCGUUUUUGGGCUGUACUACGAUGCAAUCUGGGGCUUUGCCAACAAUGAACUUAUCGUCUCCGGCCCCAAUGGCACAGCUGGCAUCUUUGCCACUUACCCGUCCGGACACUUGGACAUGGUCAAUGGCUUCUUUGAUCAGUUCAUAGGCACAGCCUCCCUCAUCGUGUGUGUGCUGGCCAUUGUUGACCCCUACAACAACCCUGUCCCCCGUGGCCUGGAGGCCUUCACCGUGGGCCUUGUGGUCCUGGUCAUUGGAACCUCCAUGGGCUUCAAUUCUGGCUAUGCUGUCAACCCUGCCCGUGACUUUGGCCCGCGUCUUUUCACUGCUCUAGCUGGCUGGGGUUCAGAAGUCUUCACGACCGGCCGGCAUUGGUGGUGGGUACCUAUCGUCUCUCCGCUCCUCGGUUCCAUUGCCGGCGUCUUCGUGUACCAGCUCAUGAUUGGAUGCCACCUGGAGCAGCCCCCACCCUCCACGGAGGCAGAAAAUGUGAAGCUGGCUCAUGUGAAGCACAAGGAACAGAUCUGAGUGGGCAACAGCCAUGCCCACUCUUCACUCUCGAGUACCCACCGUGUGUGGGCCACUCCCUGAGAGCCCCCUGUGAUACCUCUCUCACAGACUAGGACGCUACCCGUACCCACCCCUGCUGGGUGGCCCUUCCAGAAUCUCUACUGAACUCUGCCCGAUAAGACAUUCGAUCCCCAUUCUUAAGCCAAAGUAGGAUAGCAAGCAGGACCAAACAUCCUUUUGUUUCCAAAAGGAAAAGAAUGUGCGGUGUGUGUGUGUGUGUGUAUGUGUGUACAGGCAUGCUUGUAUGCUGUUUUCCAGACAUUCAGAAGGGACCAAAUUUUCAAAACAGACCCUAACAGUUCAAGGGAGCCCCGGAAAAGGGAGUGAGCUGUGAGGAAAGUAUCGGAGUGUGCAUGCUUCAGGGGCUCCAUGCGGAGGGGGACCCAGAAGUGUGUUUCUGAGUAUGUGUGUCUGCUCUUUUUUUUUUUUUUUUACAGUGGGU
Molecule: messenger RNA, 1421 nt
Organism: Chionomys nivalis (European snow vole)
Lineage: Eukaryota; Metazoa; Chordata; Mammalia; Rodentia; Cricetidae
Gene: Aqp3
Product: aquaporin 3 (Gill blood group)
Exons: 6
Coding region: 59-937 (292 amino acids)
Biological process (GO): water transport; glycerol transmembrane transport
Cellular component (GO): plasma membrane; basolateral plasma membrane
Molecular function (GO): glycerol channel activity; water channel activity; urea transmembrane transporter activity
Source: RefSeq, a predicted model, not a curated record